Messenger RNA from Hibiscus syriacus, 1766 nucleotides. RefSeq names its product BTB/POZ domain-containing protein POB1-like. Gene Ontology annotation, biological process: response to red light. Bases 66 to 1715 code for a protein of 549 amino acids. The transcript has 6 exons. NCBI's taxonomy places the organism in Eukaryota, Viridiplantae, Streptophyta, Magnoliopsida, Malvales, Malvaceae. Gene Ontology annotation, cellular component: nucleus. Gene Ontology annotation, molecular function: protein binding. The record is from RefSeq and is a predicted model, not a curated record.
UUUAGGGUUUAUAGGUUUGGUCAUUUGAGAGUGUUAAACGCUGAUACUUAUUUUAUCAGCAAACGAUGAGGUUCUCGGACUUCUUUCGCGGCGAACCUUCCGGUUCUGGUGACCCUGAACUGGACUUCGGCUUUGCUUUUAACGACAGUAAUUUUUCCGAUCGGGUCUUGAGGAUUGAGGUCGUUCGGGAUUUUCCGGAGGCAAAAUCUGACGGUGACAGUUGCUCGUCCAUCGCGGAUUGGGCACGUAAUAGAAAGAGGCGGAGAGAGGAUUUCAGGAAAGAAAUUGAUGUUUCCGUGCAACGUGAGGAGCAAAUAUUGAAUUGUAACUUCCCGGACACUGAGGAUGGCGAGACGUUUGAAAAUCAAGAUGAAGAUGCCAAGGCAAUGACUGAAAAGUCUCCUUCUGGUGUUGGAUUGAAUUGCAAUCUAAUUGGGAAUGAUAUGGUUAAUAGCAAUGAUUCAUCUUGGAAUAUUGAUUGUUCGACAGUUCUAAGAGUCAAUAUAGUGCAUGUUAGUUCUCCAAUUUUAGCAGCAAAAAGCCCCUUCUUUUACAAGUUGUUUUCAAAUGGAACGAGGGAGUCAGAGCAGCAACAUCUAGCACUCCGGAUACAUGCCUCUGAAGAAGCAGCUUUCCUGGAUCUUCUUAAGUUUAUGUAUUGCAACUCACUGUCAACUACCACACCUACUGCCGUGCUAGAUGUGUUGAUGGCUGCUGACAAAUUCAAGGUUGCAUCAUGCAUGAGAUAUUGUGGUCGAUUGUUACGAAACCUACCAAUGACCUGUGAAUCGGCCUUACUGUAUUUGGAUCUUCCUUCUACCAUUUUAAUGGCAGAUACCGUCCAGCCACUGACAGAUGUAGCAAAGCAAUUUCUUGCCGCAAGCUACAAGGACCUGGCCAAGUUCCAGGAUGAGGUACUCAAGUUGCCUCUUGCUGGUAUAGAGGCAGUUUUUUCCAGUGAUGAUCUCCAGGUAGCUUCAGAGGAUGCUGUUUAUGACUUUUUGCUGAAGUGGGCUCGGACUCAUUAUCCAGAACUGGAAGAACGACGUGAAGUUCUCACUACGCGUCUUGUCUGUCUAAUCCGUUUUCCGUAUAUGACUUGCAGAAAGCUGAAAAAAGUUUUAACCUGCAACGACUUUGAUGUAGAAACUGUAUCCAAGGUUGUGCUUGAAGCUCUGUUUUUCAAGGCUGAGGCAUCUUUCCGACAGCGUGCUAUCACAUCAGAGGCCGCCAAUGUCAGUUUUAGUUACUAUGUGGAGCGGGCUUACAAGCACCGCCCGGUCAAGAUUGUAGAGUUUGAACAGCCAUGGCAGCAGUGCAUUGUAUACCUGGACCUGAAGCGCGAGGAGUGUGCGCAUCUGUUUCCGGCUGGUAAGGUUUAUUCACAAGCGUUUCAUCUUGGCGGACAAGGGUUUUUCUUUUCCGCACAGUGCAAUAUGGACCAGCAAAGCUCGUUCCACUCCUUUGGACUAUUUUUGGGAAUGCAAGAAAGGGGAUCCGUUACUUUCGCCGUCAACUACGAGUUUACAGCAAGGUCAAAACCAACAGAGGAUUAUGUAAUUAAGCACAAAGGUAAUUACAAAUUCAUGGGCAGAAAGGCCGUUGGCUAUCGUAACCUGUUUGGUAUACCAUGGACACUAUUCAUGUCCGACGAGAGCAAUUACUUUAUUAAUGGCGUUCUCCAUAUCAGGGCCAAACUAACACUUAGAAAAUGAGAUUGUGAGCUAGGUUUAAGGAAGUAUUGCAUGGUCACUGUUACUUUAUUU